Molecule: messenger RNA, 4197 nt
Organism: Neohortaea acidophila
Lineage: Eukaryota; Fungi; Ascomycota; Dothideomycetes; Mycosphaerellales; Teratosphaeriaceae
Product: ras guanine nucleotide exchange factor domain-containing protein
Exons: 1
Coding region: 163-3876 (1237 amino acids)
Biological process (GO): Ras protein signal transduction; positive regulation of GTPase activity
Cellular component (GO): plasma membrane
Molecular function (GO): guanyl-nucleotide exchange factor activity; protein binding
Source: RefSeq, a predicted model, not a curated record
CAACAAAUCCUCUCCCACACACCCAAUUAUCGCCCCCUCGCGACAGGCCCUUCUAGAACGGAAUUGGAACGCGACGGCUGCACCUCUUGCAUACUGCAUCUGCUCUCAUCGCGCUUUUGUCGACCUUUCGCGCCGACAACAAAUGGACUCGUCCGCCAUUCUAUGCCGUUGGAGAGCGUAGCAUGGUACAGCGAAAUGGAAGUCAACAAUUCUUCUUCCCCAAAUUGGCGGCUGGACAAGGGCGAGCAGACGGCCAACUCCAAUGCGCGCCUCAGCACAGCUCAAGCACACUACACACCACCCGAGUCUCCAGUGCGUUCCGCGCAACGACAGAGUUCGUACGCCGAGAAUGGGUUUUUCCAAAAUUACCUCCGCGCAUUCUGCCACUUCGAACCGCCGACAGAGGCCGAGGCGAAUGAUGAGGCGCUCUUGAUGACGGUGCGCAUUCAGCCGGGAGACUUGAUCCUCAUCCACUCCGUCCAUGCGAAUGGCUGGGCAGACGGCACCGUUCUUACCACCAAUGAACGAGGAUGGCUGCCAACGAAUUACUGCGAGACCUUCGACCAUCCGUACAUGCGGAAUCUGCUCAGCGCAAUGACGCACUUCUGGGAUCUGCUAGGCGCAAGCAACGACGAGAAUCUCUCGACCUUUGUACGACAGGACUACGUCCGUCCGCUAAUCGCCGGCGUGCGCUUCCUCCUCGAGCACGCCGAUUGUCUGCACAGAGAUGCGCCGCUGGUUCAGCGCAGUACCGGUCUUCGCCGACUGCGCAAAGGCCUACUCGCCGAUCUAUCGAGCGUGGUACAGAUUGCGAAACGGCUGCAAGAGGUCGUUGCCGAGCCUCUUGUCGGCGAUGCGGUUCAGCACCUUCUUGACGAACUCAUGGUGAAGGCUUGCAAGGCCGUGACGAGGGCGGUCGGCUUCGUGGACAUGUUGCAGCAGGAAGGCGUUGGCGUUGUUCCUCUGAAACAGUCCAGUCGCAAGAGUGUCCGAGUCGCGGUCGACACUUCUGCCCGCGAGGCUCAGCAUGGCAAGGCGCACGACGGUUCUGAACUUCCAGAUCCGAUUGACAGCGGAAAGUGCUUCACAGAGCCUGCAGAACCCAAGCAGAUUUCCGAAGAGGACCAAGCGGCAGCUGGAGAUCAUGUACGGUCCAACUCACAGAAGAGGCUGUCGAGGGGACCCGGCAGCCUGAUAUCCCACCGAUUAUCAACAGUACGAUACGACGCUGUGCACUCAGACGGCCUCGCCACGGAGCGACUGGCGCAAGCACACGACGUCUGCAUCAGCCAAAUCGCCGGCUUCAUCGGCCUCUACCUGCACUCCUCGAACCCCGCUUCAGAACUCGCGGCAAUGACUCGGCGACUUCAGAGCACCUGUGAUACCAUGCUCGACGUCCUCGACAGGAUCGCAGCGGUGGAGCCACUGGGUUCCUGCUCGAUUCGAAAGGCGCGGAGGAUGUUUCAGUGGAAGUUGAACGACCUUACUGUGGAGACGGACAAGUUGUUUGCGAACGCUGUCCGGCUUGACGAGGAUAUCGUCAUGGAGCCGAGUCAUAGGGAUCAUCUGGUGGAGCUUAGCACCAGCCUCAUCCGCGCGGCGGGCGACUGUGUGGUAAAGGUUCGCCGGAUUGUUGAGCAAAUUGGAGAUUUCGAUCUGGAGAACCCGCCCUCCACAAGGCAGGCCAUACCUCAUGAUGAGGACGCCGUGACUGGUGCCAACAACACGGAAGGGCAGUCACACUCGUCAGACCCAAGGCCGGCGACCAGCAGCACGGACUCUCAAUCGCGCUCCACGCAAAAUGCCAGUCCUACCACGCGGCAGAGAGCCAAGACAACUACUGCCGUUCACGAUCUUACACGAGAGUCCAGCGCAAAGACCAGCUCACGCACUCCCGACAAAUCAAUUUCUCUGACUAUCCCCAGUUACACACCCAUGGAAAGCAAAGCAGACGCCGCAGCUCCUCAGCUCUCGCCGCCGAACGCAGACACCACGAAAAGCGCCAGAUCGUCUCGAACGCAUUCGACAAGCCCCGUCCGCAAGUUCAGCGUCGGCGCCUCCAUCUCUACCUCUACAGAUACCAGGCUGAGCAGUAUGCGCGAUUCCGGCAUCACGGCGGUGUCCGAAAUCUCCACGCGAGCCACGACGCCAGAUCACGCCAAGGACGCGCCGGCUUUGGUCAACAGCGUCGACAGCUUUUCCAGCAUUCCGUCGACCGGUAAUGUCGAGUCGAGCAUUGAUGCAGAGGCACAGCUGUUGCAGAAGACUUAUGCGAAUGAGCUCACGCUUAACAAAGAUGGCCAGGUGACGGGUGGCAGUCUCCCGGCGCUCAUUGAGCAACUUACUACCGGAGACACCGCGCCCGAUCCACAAUUUGUGGCUGCUUUCUUCGUCACCUUCCGCUCGUUUACUACUGCCCGGGAACUCGCUCAAGCGUUGAUCCAGCGGUUUGAUUACAUCGGUGAAGAUAAAGCUGUGGGCGUCCCCGUCCGGUUGCGCAUCUACAACGUCUUCAAGGGCUGGCUGGAUACAUACUGGAAGGUGGACGGCGACCGAGAAGCCCUGGGCGACAUCAGAUACUUUGCGCUGCACAAGCUAAAGCCACUGAUGCCCCUGGCUGGAGAGCGAUUAUUGGAAUCCAUCCGAAAGAUCAGUGCGUCGUCUCAAAAUGGGUCCGCCAGUGCGACUUUCGCCCCUGGGCCGAGAAAGUACAAUGCGCUCUCUGUCAGCCAGGAAGAGAUCGAUUGUGACGCGCCCGAGCCGAUGAUCACGAGGAGCCAGUUGAACACUCUCAAGAAGUGUGUUGCGGAUAGCACUGCUUCGUGCUCUGUGAUGGAUUUCGAUCCCCUGGAGAUGGCGCGCCAACUGACCGUACUCGGGUCUCGAAUGUUCUGCGAGAUUCAGGCCGAUGAGUUUCUCAGCCUCGAGUGGAACAAGAAGGACUCCCUCAAGGCGGAGAAUGUGCGCAACAUGUGCCUGCUGAACACCGAUGUGGCCCAUUUCGUCGGCGACACCAUCUUGACUCCCGAAGACGCGAAGAAGCGCGCACUGGUGAUCAAGUACUGGUCGAAAGUGGCGACUCGCUGCCUGGAACUCAACAACUACGAGUCCCUUAUGGCCAUCAUGUGCUCCCUCAACUCCUCCGUGGUGCAACGUCUGAAGCGCACCUGGGAACUGGUGAGCAAGAAGUCGCGCGCCCGCCUGGACGAACUCAACACGGUGGUCGACUUCUCGCGCAACCAAAUGUCGCUCCGCCGCAGACUCGAAAACGCGCCCACCCCCUGCCUCCCCUUCCUCGGCGUCUACCUCACCGACCUGAUCAUGCUCGACGCCGGCAACGCCAAACUGCGUCAACUCCCCGGCGUGCGCACCUCGACCGGCGAAGCGCUAACCGUCAUCAACUUCGACAAGCACAUGCGGAUGGCGCGCAUCGUCGCGCACCUCCAGCACUUCCAAACGCCCUACAAAUUGCAGGAAGUGCGCGACAUGCAGGCCUGGCUGCACAUGCACCUCGACCGCAUGCGCAGCUGCAAUGCGCAGAUGGUCGGCGACUUCCAUCGGCGGAGCUUGUAUAUUGAGCCGAAGCGCGAUGCCGCGAGCGCGACGCAUGCGAUGCUCGCGCUGCCGAAGUUGCCUGAGUUUCGCCGGGCUACGGAUCCGACUGCUUCGAGGGCUGGGGCUGGGAGUCGCGAUGGGAGUGGUGGCGAGGAACAGCAGCAGCAGCAGUCGCAGUCGCAGCAGUUGGUGCGGCCGAAGACGGCAGGGUAUGCGCCUACGUCGAAGAGCUUCAAGUCGGGUGGGCAGGCGUUUGAGUUUUUGUGGAAGACGAGGUUUGAUUUCAAGGGGAGGGGAGAGGGGGUUGUUGAGGGGACGUGAUGGGCAGGUGUUGAUUGAUUGACUGACUGGCUGACUGGCUUAUACAUGAUACCCGUUCUUGCAUAGCUUGGGGUUUACACGACAGUACACGACAUGAUGGUAGAGAUAUGAGCAAUCUACAAUGUUUCUGGAUGAAAUACGUCGACUCUCGACCGAUGCUUGUAUGGGAUGUUGGAACACGUGACCCGGCACUCGCCACAAAUCCGGGUUCCGGACGUGGCGUCCAGGUUUGACCAGCUGUCUAACCGCGUGGAAGAUGCGCAGUCGAUCAGAUGAUUUAUUACUCGCCUCUAAACUUGAUUCUUCCUCCUUGUAACCCCA